GGAGACAUGUUCUUCCAUGCCACUUUGGCCCGUUCGUUUAUCAACGCUCUCUCCUUAAGAGGAGAUGACGAUUUUGUGGAUCGUUUAAAUUACUACUACACGCCGAUCAUGUUGAGUAUCGCUUGUUUGAUCAUCAGCGCGAAACAGUAUGGCGGUACGCCGAUCGAGUGCUGGGUGAAUCCGCAUUCGCGAGAGAGCAUGGAAGAGUACAUCGAGAGCUAUUGCUGGAUUCAGAAUACGUAUUGGGUGCCAAUGUUCGAGAAUAUUCCCGAUGAUCACACGGCGAGAGAGGAAAAGCAAAUCGGUUACUAUCAAUGGGUGCCUUUCAUUUUGAUUGCCGAGGCGUUGAUGUUCUCGUUGCCGUGCAUUUUCUGGAGACUCUUGAGUUGGCAAUCGGGCCUAAACAUCCAACAUUUGAUCAACUCCGCUUGCGACAUCAACGCCAUCGUCGAUCACUCGCAACGGGAAAAAGCUAUCGAAUCCCUAGCCGCCAGCUUCAUCGACACAAUCGAUCUGCAGGGUUCUGACCGAGAAUUGCCGCAACGAAGUUUGAUCGGCAGACUGAAAUGCAAUAGAUUAUUAUCCGGUCAAUACGUAUCAAUCCUUUAUGUGGCCACGAAGAUUCUCUAUGCUAUCAAUAUUGGACUUCAAUUUGGGAUACUGAAUGCUUGCUUGAAGAAUGAUCAAUAUUUCUUGUUUGGCUUUCAGGUUCUAAACGAUUUGGUAGCUGGCCGGCCGUGGACUGAAACUGGCCACUUUCCCAGGGUGACCCUCUGCGACUUCGAAGUUCGAUAUUUAGCGAAUUUGAACCGAUAUACUGUCCAGUGCGCUCUUCUCAUCAAUAUCAUCAACGAGAAAGUAUUCGCUUUCUUUUGGUGCUGGUAUCUGCUCAUUUUAUGCAUUACUAUAUUCUCCGCACUUUUCUGGAUCUUGAACAUAUGCAUACACACGGAAAAAAUCGACUACAUCGUGAAGUAUAUGCAGAUUGCGCAGUGUGCUGACAAGAGGAAAGAGAUGAAGUUUAUCGAGCCGAAUAAAGUUUUACCGGCUGAGCGUAUCUUUUCGGUGAUCCCAUUCGCGCCACAACUCCUCGACCGCUUCGUCACACAUUUCUUGAAAUCGGAUGGGGUUUUCAUUCUGCGAAUGAUGGCAAACCAUUCGGGUGAUCUCGUCGUCGUUCAAGUGCUCAAGUGCUUAUGGCAGGAGUUUCGAGAGCGAAACUGGCGUGAAUUUGAGGAGUUCGAGGAGGUGAAAGAGCAACAUUUCAGGAUGAAAAAGCCAACGAUGGUCAAUCCUCGAGUGGUGACAAUCAUGACGGAAAGCAUGAAAAGCGAUAAUAAUUUUAUA
Mesorhabditis belari is the source of this 1347-nucleotide messenger RNA. Lineage: Eukaryota; Metazoa; Nematoda; Chromadorea; Rhabditida; Rhabditidae. The record is from the annotation of a GenBank genome assembly.